Molecule: messenger RNA, 973 nt
Organism: Ceratotherium simum simum (southern white rhinoceros)
Lineage: Eukaryota; Metazoa; Chordata; Mammalia; Perissodactyla; Rhinocerotidae
Source: RefSeq, a predicted model, not a curated record
CAUGGAGGGGGCGGAGGCGGAGGCGCGGGAGGGGGCCGCCGUGGCCCGGGACCUGCUGGCCCUGGGGUACGAGGGCUUCCCGGGGGCGGCGUCGCUGAGCACCUCGUGCCCAGACUUCCGGGCGCUGUGCGCGCGGCUGGCGGCGGAGCUGGCGGCUCUGGGCGCGCUGGAGCGGGAGCCAGAGUGGUGCGCGGGGGCGCUGAGCGGCGGCGACGGUGGCAGCCCUCCUUAUUUGCACCGCUCCGUUUCCCUACUUUUAGGCUUUCUCUGCUCCGAGCUCCAGGCAGCCCGCCUCCUCCGCCUGCACCCCUGGCUGGAUCCCCGCCCUGCGCCGCCCGGUGGCCAAGGGACAGAGGGGGGAGCCAUGGUCCAGGAACUGGUCCUUGCUCUUCAAGCCCUGGGGCUGCCCAGACCCGCGCCGGGGACCCCUGCCAGCCGGCUGCUGCGGGAGUUGCACGCCAAGGUCUCGGAGCUGCUGCCCUCCCUGCCUCGGGGGUCCCUGCAGCCCCUCCUCAGCUCCCCGCUGGAUGCGCCCAGAUGGGAGGCGUUGGAGUCCCUGGCCCAGAGCCUGCAAGAGCAGUACUGCUGCCGCCGCCGGCUCCUCCUCCGGCGUUUGGACCUCACGACGUCGGCUUUCCACUGGAGUGACCGCGCAGAGGUCCAUGGAGAGGCCAUGAAGGCAGUGCUGAUCCCAAUCCGAGAGGCUCUGACCCCGGAAGCGGAGGUCUCCAUCGCACACGUCCUGGCUGCCCGAGCCGACCUGUCUCGUCUCGUCCCAGCCACCAGCAAGGCUGCCCGCCGAGGGACCUGCUGUGCCAUCAAUAAGGUGCUUAUGGGCGACGUGCCAGACCGAGGGGGCCGCCCCAGUGAGCUGGAGGCUCCCAUGCCCAGCUGGAAGGACAGAAGAGAGGACAGAGGUGGGCAGAAGGCAGGCCGCCAGGGCUGGGGCCACAAGAAGAAGAAGAAGAAGUAA